Nanorana parkeri is the source of this 2595-nucleotide messenger RNA. RefSeq names its product WD repeat domain 75 (gene WDR75). The coding region runs from base 48 to 2582 and encodes 844 amino acids. Gene Ontology annotation, cellular component: nucleolus. Lineage: Eukaryota; Metazoa; Chordata; Amphibia; Anura; Dicroglossidae. The record is from RefSeq and is a predicted model, not a curated record. Gene Ontology annotation, biological process: positive regulation of rRNA processing; positive regulation of transcription by RNA polymerase I. Gene Ontology annotation, molecular function: protein binding; RNA binding. The transcript is spliced from 21 exons.
GUUCACCCUGUAAGCACAUGUGAAGUGUGCAGGGACUCCAGAGCAGAAUGAUGGAGGAGGAAGAAAUUCGUGUAGUUCGUUGUGGGGGGAGCAACAUUAAUGAUCGUAGAGCUGUGUUUUCUGCUAAUUCCUUGUUUCUCUUCUGUGUCUCUGGGGACUUCAUCAAAGUCUUUAGCACUUCCACACAGGAAUGCAUUCAUGUCUUACAGGGCCAUAGUGCUGUGGUGACUGGAAUUGAGCUGAACCCAAGGAAUUACCUGCAGCUUUACUCCUGUUCGUUGGAUGGUACUAUUAAAUUAUGGGAUUUUAUGGAUGGUAUACUAAUUAAGAAUUUCAUAAUAGAUGUCAAACUGUUUGGUUUGUAUACUGCUGUCAAAGAAGACCUUGUAUAUGCUAUUGUACCGAAGAAUAAUGGUGGAGCUUCAGACACAUUUCAGUUGGUUUCUGUAAAGCUACCAAAGUCAGUCGACCGUGAAUGUGAAGCCAAAGAAAUGUCGGUGAUAUCUGAAUAUAUUCGUCCAUCACCAAAAUGUACAGCAGUUGGCAGAGAUGAUGAAUAUAUUGCCACAGUGAAUGGAUUAAACCUCUUGGUCUAUUAUCUCAAAAACAAAAAGUGUUUCAGGUUCAGUUUAGGAGCAACAAGCAAAAAGGGUGGCAACAAUAUAUUCACUGUUGUGAAAUGCCAUCCUUAUGAAGACUGCAUAGCUACAGGACAUAAAGAUGGCAAGAUUCGACUCUGGAGAAAUUUCAAUCACGAUCAAGAAUACACAUACUCCACCCUACAUUGGCAUCAUGAUGCUGUUGCUGAUCUUGCAUUUUCCGUGCAUGGUACCGUGUUAUUUAGUGGUGGUGUUGAAUCUGUGCUGGUUCAGUGGUCUUUCAGCUUGGAACAGAAGAAGGAAUUUCUGCCACGUUUAGGAGCAGCUAUUGAACAUAUUUCUACUUCUCCUGAUGGCUCUCUGCACUGCACAUCACAUAAAGAUAACAAGAUAACAAUUAUAGACGUGGGACUAAAAACAACCGGGAUCAUCCAAGGGCUAGUAAAAGGGACUAAUGUAAAGACUGGUUUAAUUUUUGACCCUAGAAGCAAAGCCCUGGUUCUCAAUGGUAAACCUGGUCAUCUCCAGUUUUAUUCCCUUCAUGAUGACAAACAACUCUUUAAUCUGGACAUUGUACAGCAAGAGUUUGUUCAUCAGUCGGGGCUCCAGUAUAUGGAUCUGGACAAGGCAGCAUUCAGCAGUAAAGGAGACUGGUUAGCAACUGUGGAAGAAUUACAAGGGAAUACAAAAACGCCUGAUGUGCAGAUGAAGCUCUGGGAAUUUAAUGAACAGCUGCAGAGUUUUGUACUAAAUACCACAAUAAGUAUGCCACAUGAAGCCAAUAUAACAUCCCUAGCCUUUCAGAACAGAGGUGAUUCAGAAAAGGAUCAUCCAUCUUUGGUGACUACAGGAAAUGAUGGUCUCUUUAAAGUCUGGGUACUAAGAGACAACUCUGACAUAUACAAACAAAGUACUGGCUGGAGCUGUGAUUUUGUAGGUAGUUACCACAAAAACAAGGCCCUUGGCUGCUGCUUCUCUGAGGAUGGUUCUCUUUUUGCUGCUGGCUUUGAAGAAGUUAUUACGAUAUGGGAGACUAGCGCUUGGGAGUUAAAACAUACCUUUUGUCAGCCGCCUGGAAAAGUAAGGAGUUUGUGCUUUGGAAGAUUGAAUUGUUCCAAAUAUCUUGUCGCCUCAACUGACAGUGGAUUCAUAAAUUGCUGGGACCUGCUCACAUGUUCAUUGGCGUGGAGGGCUCAGACUGAUGCUACAGUUCUACAACCGGACUUAUUCUCAGAAAAUAUUGCGGCGUUCACCUUUGCUUCCGGAAGCUCAAACUUGUUCAUAUUCAACCCUACGGAUCCUAUGCCAUUGUAUGUCCAUGAGAAUGUCUGCGAAGACGAUGUACAGUGGGCUGUGUUUGUGCCAAGGAUUGUUCCGGCACCUAUAUCUUCAGUAAAACACAGCUGGCUGGUCAGAUCUCAGCUUUAUUUCCUCACAGAAACUCAGGACCUGUUAACUUUCAGCACAAAGUCCCCAGAAGAGAGCAUGGAACCAAUAAUUAAACAGAUGGCGUCGGAAGAAAGUUUACCUUACACACCUUUCUACACAUUGUUUGGGAAGAAGCAUCAACAGGAUAAUCCAACUGUGAACUCAGAGAAAACCCACCUUGCUGGACACAAAGCUCAGACAUCUGCAGUUAAAGAGGUAUUUUUUCUUCUUCUUCAUACUCCAGCUCAUGUAUUGCCACCUCCAUCUGUUUUAUGUACAAUGUUCGUGAAUUCUUUAUUGAUCUCCAAGCCAACUAAAUGCCCCGAGCCAGUGAGCAAAGAUAUAGAAGCGGAAAGCGAAAAUACAGAUGCGGAGUCAGAUGAAGAUCUGCAGCAACCAACAGAAAGUCAAGAUCCUGUUCCCUCUAUUCAAGAUCCUAUUCACUCUAUGUUUCCUGCCACAUAUGGCCACCUCACUAAAGCCCAGGAAAAACUACUGAAAAGGAUACGAAAGACAGAUUUCAGCUGGGUAGCAGAUUUGUGUGAAAAUGUAUGAUGCUGGCAUUUUA